This is a messenger RNA of Hemicordylus capensis (graceful crag lizard), 3702 nucleotides long. RefSeq names its product post-GPI attachment to proteins phospholipase 3 (gene PGAP3). The transcript has 8 exons. Gene Ontology annotation, biological process: GPI anchor biosynthetic process. The record is from RefSeq and is a predicted model, not a curated record. Lineage: Eukaryota; Metazoa; Chordata; Lepidosauria; Squamata; Cordylidae. Gene Ontology annotation, cellular component: endoplasmic reticulum membrane. Gene Ontology annotation, molecular function: hydrolase activity, acting on ester bonds. The coding region runs from base 56 to 1027 and encodes 323 amino acids.
AGGACCGUUUCCGGCACAAACCAGAAGCGGAGCUUCCAGCCUCCCGGGAGGCGGGAUGGCGGCCCGCACCGCACUGCUGCUUCUGUUGGGAGUGGCGGGGGCUGGCCCGACCCCUGCACAGGGUUCUCGGGGGGACCGGGAGCCCGUCUACCGAGACUGCCUGACCCAUUGCGAGAGGCGCAACUGCUCCGGGGCCGGGCUGCGGUACUUCCGCUCCCACCAGCCGCUGUAUAUGAGCCUCACAGGGUGGACCUGCAGAGAUGAUUGCAAAUAUGAAUGUAUGUGGCUGACUGUGGGCCUUUAUGUCCAGGAAGGAUACAAAGUGCCUCAGUUUCAUGGAAAGUGGCCCUUUUCCCGCUUCCUGUUUUUUCAGGAGCCUGCUUCUGCCUUUGCUUCAUUCCUUAAUGGACUUGCCAAUUUAGUGAUGCUGAACAGAUACAAGGCCAUCGUUCCGCCUUCUUCUCCCAUGUACCAUACCUGCAUUGCCUUUGCUUGGGUAUCUUUAAAUGCCUGGUUCUGGUCUACAGUUUUCCACACUCGAGACACAAAUUUAACAGAGAAAAUGGACUAUUUCUGUGCAUCAGCAGUCAUCCUCCACUCUGUUUAUCUGUGUUGCGUCAGGACCCUGGGUCUGAAACGUCCAGCUUUUGCCACUGCCUUUGGGGGUUUCCUGCUCCUCUUCCUGGCCUGCCAUGUCUCAUAUCUGACACUUGUGCGCUUUGACUAUGGCUAUAAUAUGGCUGCCAACGUGGCAAUCGGCCUCCUCAACCUCUUCUGGUGGCUGGGCUGGUGCAUGAGGAACCAGCAGCGCCUGCCGUAUGUCUGGAAGUGUGUGGCAGUCGUGUUGCUACUGCAAGCCUUAGCCCUGCUGGAGCUCCUGGACUUCCCACCGUUGUUUUGGGUCUUCGAUGCCCACGCCAUCUGGCACAUCAGCACCAUCCCUGUCAAUAUCCUUUUCUACAGUUUCCUCGUUGAUGACAGCCUCUAUCUCUUGAAGGCCAAUUCGGACAUUCUUAAAAUAGACUAAAGCUUUUGGUGGAGCAUAGAUUGGGGAAGGUCACGGACCUCUCUGGAAGACACCCACUGAUAAUUUCUAGUCUCCAAGGAGAGUGCUGCUUCAGGCCUACUUUGGGAGUCGGUGACAAUUUGCACUUUUUGUUCCUGUCCAUAUGCUAUAAAGCCUCCAUAUCUGGAUUAUGUUGCCAUGUUAUAAUUUGCCUGCCUUUCUCCUGGACGUAUCAGGAUAUGCCUUUCACUUUCCCUGGAAUUUGGUUUUGGGGUCCUCAUUUUGCCUUUGGAACUCUUUUCGUGCUUCUCUGGGUGAACAGGAACUGUUUCCCGCUUUCUUGCGUCACUCAGUUCCUUUUAUUUGCUCUUUUUGUUAGUUUUCAAGUUGCUCUAGGGGAAUAGAUCUGCUGACUUAACAGCCUUUGCUGAAGGGACUUCAUAAGCAGCAUGGAAGACCGUGAAGUGGCUUGGCGAACUGGAAUAUAUUCAGGAAUCUUGCUUGUGCUGUAGUUUACCACGGGUGAAUGGAGGUGUCAGCCAUUUCAGAAAAGCAGUGGUGUCAUGCUGCUUCGUUGAUGGGUUACUUUUUUAAGUUCUUUGCCAGCCCAUCAGAAAACACUGCGCUAUGAACUUUGCUUUCUCACUUCUAAUGAGAAAAACAAAAGAGAGAUUCCAGGUUGCAGUGAUUGCUAUAAAUUGGUGCUGGGCUCAACUCUCCUAGAUGAUAUGCCCUUGAAGCUCUGCGCGCACACACAAACACCUCCCAGUCCCAGAUGUGGAUGGGUCUGCAAAAAAAAACAACUAGCAGUGAUCAUUCCUUGAUGAAGUGGACAUUCUGCGCAUGAUCAGAAAUUCAGCUCAUCAUUAUUAUUACAACUGUACCUGUUCCAGAGCUAUGUCCUAGCUUUACAAACUGCCUCUGGAGCUCCCAGCUGGAUGGGGAGAAUCUUGUUUAAUAAUACUAUUAAUUCAUAAUAAUAAGCAAUUGGGAUGAGUCGAUGACAUUUUCAUUCUGAAAGCUAUUCCUACCAGGUUGUAGGAGCUACCUGAGCAUUUCCAAACUGAAACGCAAGCCGGAUUCAGAGAGAGAAUAAAUAGCAUUUCUCCUUUGACGCAUCUGUUCUGUUUUAAAAUAGCAAUAUAGACCACACCAUAGAUUGGAGUGAGGAUUUUUUGUGAUAAGAUUUGCCAUGCAGUGUCUGUCCAGUGUUCCAUCCAGUCCAGCAGGCGGUAUCCAGCCGUGGUCAGCUGCCUCUGAGAAGCUCAUGAGCAAGUCCUGAUGGAAAGAGCCAUCUCUGGGGAUCUGACCCUUCUGAAGUUCACUGCCUCAGGUUCCGUUUUUAACUACUUUGCCUACUACCCCCUGCUGGACUGAUCAAACCUCUCUGCAUUCUGAGGUGGGCCAUUUGUUACGCCUGAAGAUCUCUAGUUUUCAUUUGGUGGCGGCGACUCUUCUGUCUCUUAAGAGGAAUGGAGUCGAGGAAGAUAUCGUUUUGAUCUGGGGCUAAAAAUGAUAAGCCGUGUGGAUAUUUAUGACAAAGAAGAUUAAGCCAAAUUGAAUUCUUGCAUUUUCUCAAGAACAGGUGGCCUGCUUCCUCAUGGCUCCACACUACUUACGUAACUCUGCAGCUUUGAAACUACAUUGAACACCACCACUCUUAAAGGACGUAUUCAGCAAGAUGAACACAAACACUCGAGCGCUUUCCACCCCUCGGAAAAAUCUGCUUGAAAAACAGAGAAAGCCGGAGGAGGAGGAGGCCAAAAGUGCCUUUUGUGCGAAGAGUGCCAAAGGGUUCGUACAAAGAAAUGAGGAAAGAACCAAAGUGAAAAAGCACGAAGCAGCCUGGAUUGCUGAUGUCGGUGGUUAUAGCUCUGGUUAGCCACAAGGUGGCAGGAGUGGCCAAUUCAUGGUGACUUGAAAGUUGCCUCUAGUCUUCUUGAAUGUCUGCCCCACCCAACAUUAGAUUUUGAUGGCUUUAUUGUUUGUUUUUAAUACUGUGAUUUCCAAGCCAUGUUCCGGGCAACUAGGAGGUUCUGUGGAAGAUGAUCAGGGGACUGCCCAGUGAAAAGAUGAGUUGAUGGCAGCCAAACUUCCCGGAAAGGCAGCUUGCUCGCCAUUAUUCAUCACCUCCCCCUGGACAGUCACAGGGAGCAUUGGGUGUGUCCUUGGUUUUACUUUCUGGAUGGCUGGUGCCCCAUAUGACCCAGGUGUGUGUGCUAGCACAUGCCCCUGGAUCCUCCGAAACAUGCUGUGGUUUCUUGGCAGACGAGUCACUGUGGAAAAGUGAAGGAGGAAAGAGCACUGGCCAACAUCCAGAGCAACAAACUGCUUGCAAAAGGACAUUGCACUAGCAGAAAACUGUGGUGCUAAGUCUGGAGCGUGUACUUCAGCCUAGCAUUGUGCUACCGUAAGCAUGCUUGCACUUGUACUCCCCUGCUAACUGAGCAAAGAGGCACCUUUUAAAAGUGGUGAUUCUCUUUAUUUAGCAGGGGGAGAGCAACUGGCCCUAUCCAGCCCCAGCACAGCAUUCCUCCAGUGGCUGCUGCUGGUGUCUAUCUUAUAUUUCAUUUUUUAGGUUGUGAGCCCUUUGGGGACAGGGAGCCAUUUUAUUUGUUUAUAUCUAUGUAAACCACUUUGGGAACUUUUGAAAAGCGGUAUAUAAAUAUCCACUAUGUGUGUGUGUGUGUACAACA